ACUUUAAUUCAUUUUUUUGUCACAUACGUACAAGAAUUUAAUAUGCUUACGUGAUUAAUAUCAUGUAAUAUAAAUACCAAUUUCGAGCUCUACAAAUUGAUGUCAAAUUAAAUCUAAUUGUAUGCGUUUGAAUGGAAAAAAUGUAAACACGGAUAGUGUCACGUGGAACGACGCACCUCGGAUUCCUCGGAAUGGAACGAUUAUGCUACAAAAUGUCAAAAAAGCAAAAGUACGAAGGACUAUAGGGGCGGCGACCGCGGCUCGAAGGGAAAGGGGGAAGGGAAGCGUGGCCGUCAGUUUCUCGCCGACCGCCGCGACGCGAGCACGCCCCGAUGCGACUCGUGCCCUGAUGCGAUGGCCUCGUCCACGAGCGGCAACAUCGUGAUCGAGUGGUUGCGAUCGCUCCACUUGGGCCAGUACGCGGAAAGUUUUAUAGACAAUGGUUAUGAUGACUUAGAAAUAUGCAAGCAGGUCGGAGAACCCGACCUGGACGCCAUCGGCGUCCUAAAUCCGACCCAUCGUGCACGCUUGCUGCACUCCGUCAGAACUUUGAGAGAGGAAGGUGCAGCGGCUGUUUACUUCACGUUGGAGGAGGCGGCUGCCGCUCGGGAUUCCUGCAGAUGUGAGGAGGAGAACAGGAAGGAGCAGGCCACAGCUGUAGUAGAGCCGGCGAAGUAUGCGGACGAGUACGAGGAAGGAAAGGCUGAGCUGGUGAAAAUUCCUCGGAUUCAGCUGAAGCGUUUGCUGCGAGAGCGGCUGGCGCAGGAUGGGAUCCGCCUGAGCCUGCAGCCGUACUCAACCACGGUCAGUGUCUGUAGAUGCGGCAGUGCUUCUCGCGUUCUGUGAAAGUGGAAUUAUUUAAAAAAUGAUUUAAGAUCACACGUGUGUAGUCCUAGUGAGUGUUUUUAUAUCGAACGAGGCCGUGUAGAGGCACUGCCAGCGUGCUAUUUCUUUUGUAUAAGUCUGUGUGUGGUACGGGCCGUCUUCGCCGCCGCGGGCGGAUCGCUUCUCGGGACGUGUUGCCAUAAAGUUUGUUGCGUGCGUGAUUUCCCUGGAGAUGGAGGAGUUUGCGCGCCUUCCUGUCGUGAGAAGAUUGUAAUCGCGUGCCUCCCGGCUCUAAAUUGGGUUUUACGAUAAAUCGCACAACCUGUUUUAGCUCCUUGAGGCGUUAAUUAGCAGAACGACUUGUUCUCGCAAAAUGAAGAUCUCGGUUCGGAAUAAACUGAGAUGCAAAUUAGUAGUCGUUUACGUUCCACUGAAGACUUAAUUGGAAAGUUAAUCAAUCUUUAAGUCGCGUCGUGUCCAAAAUAUACCUACAUGAUAGGUACAGGUAUUUUCCGUACUUAGCAUUUUAUUAAGAUUUUGUGUUAGGUUCUAACAAGACUUAUUAUUCGGUUUCAAGCAGGAUUCUUAUAAAAUCUGUGUAAUAUCAAACAAUUGUAUUUUUUUGCUUAGGCGGAUAAAAUUCGCGUAACUUUGACAAUAAAGUUGCGAAUGUUUCAAAGCUGUUCUGACAUAUCAUUGAAGAAGUUCG
Cydia pomonella (codling moth) is the source of this 1534-nucleotide messenger RNA. Its product is annotated as sterile alpha motif domain-containing protein 5-like. Lineage: Eukaryota; Metazoa; Arthropoda; Insecta; Lepidoptera; Tortricidae. The transcript has a single exon. The coding region runs from base 355 to 846 and encodes 163 amino acids. Gene Ontology annotation, molecular function: protein binding. The record is from RefSeq and is a predicted model, not a curated record.